Molecule: messenger RNA, 1265 nt
Organism: Ipomoea nil (Japanese morning glory)
Lineage: Eukaryota; Viridiplantae; Streptophyta; Magnoliopsida; Solanales; Convolvulaceae
Exons: 4
Coding region: 189-908 (239 amino acids)
Source: RefSeq, a predicted model, not a curated record
CAACUUGACUUUUGUUUCUGCUAAAUCCAUUAAUUCAUUCAUUAAUCCUCUCCAUCCAUCCAUCCUUUCUCUUCCAUUUUAUCCCAAUCUUAUUCUGUUUCUUUAAUGGGUUGGUCUUGUAAACUCUUCAGAUAGACUCAACUGAUUGAUUGAUUGAAGAGCUCAUUUCAAGUUCGAUACAUAUAGCCAUGGGGCAGGUGAGUCCAUUGGUGGGGAUGGUGAAGGGGAAGGGGAAAGAUGAUCUUGAAUUGGGGCCGCCAUGGUUGAAACCAAUGUUGAAGGCGAAUUAUUUCUCGAGCUGUGAGGUUCAUGGCGAUGCUAAUAAGAGCGAGUGUAACCUCUACUGCUUGGAUUGCAUGGGAGAUGCUUUUUGCUCUUACUGUUUGGUUUCGCACAGAGACCACCGGGUUGUUCAGAUACGGCGAUCUUCGUACCACAAUGUGGUGAGGUUGAAUGAGAUCCAAAGGUACAUAGACAUUUCUUGUAUUCAGACUUAUGUUAUCAACAGUGCCAAGAUAUUGUUCCUGAACGAAAGGCCCCAACCUCGGCCCGGCAAAGGAGUCACCAAUACUUGCCAAAUCUGCGGCCGCAGCCUCGUUGAUACUUUCCGUUUCUGUUCCAUUGGUUGUAAGCUUAAUGCAAUGAAACGGGGCGACCAGGAGCUGACAUUCACUCUGAGGACGAAACAGAUGAACCGCGAUGGAUUUUCAGGCUCGGAGUUAUCUGAUGAAUCUUCGACACCAAAGAAGAACCGCAGAGAUUACAGUAUAUUCAAUCAAAUUCGGGCACUCUCCUACAAGCCAGGAGAUGAGAUCGUCACUAACAUCAUCUCCCCGGCUACUCCGCCCAUCUUCAACCACCACAAUUCCCGGAGGAGAAAAGGCAUUCCUCACCGGGCUCCCUUCUGAUAUGUCACACCCAGGCCAGUGGCAAUUAUAGAUGCAUAAUGUAUAUAAUUUGCGUUUGGGGUUCAGAUGCUGCAGUUAAAUGUCAUAAUCACCCAAGUCGUGAAGAAUAUUUCAUAUACCCAUAUAUUGUAGAAAGUUAGAUAUGAUGAAAGAAAAGAUACAGUAAAGUAAAAAAGAUAAAAAUAAAAAUGUGUAUAUACAUACAUUUCAAUUAUACUCUAGAUUAGGUUAUAGAAUACCCAAUGCCGCUUUCCUGGCUUUUAAGUUGUUUAAUUUGCAGGUUUUAGUGAUAUCCUUUGCUUUGAACCUUAUAUGUAAAGUUACUAUUGCCUCAUCAUGGUAUAUAUAUAUGCUGUC